Somion occarium is the source of this 2822-nucleotide messenger RNA. NCBI's taxonomy places the organism in Eukaryota, Fungi, Basidiomycota, Agaricomycetes, Polyporales, Cerrenaceae. The record is from the annotation of a GenBank genome assembly.
GUUUAAGAUAACUCUCAGUAGAAGGAGGCCUGGAGGGCUCAAGAGCUUUCGAGGAACUGAGCACGGUAGCUUGCCAUCUCCUUGCUUAAUUGUCUUGCUGAUAAAUUCAACAUCUGGAAGAAUAGCUGAGUUGCUAUCGCGCACGUCCGUGGAGAUAUGCGAGAACGAGUCAUGUGUGUGCAGCAGCGACAUGCCGCACGUUAAGCUCUAUAAGUACGCCCCUAGAACUCGAGGGUCGCAUCGUUGCUUACCGCCCCUUGGAAGGCAACAUAUCUGAAUCAUUUCGCAUAGCACUUAUCAUCGCCGCUUUCAAGUAACUCUUCGUACAAUAUGGCAACUUCAGCUACGAUAGAUGGCGUCCCUGGGACUGCCACCAGCAUCCAAUCCACCACCAAAGCUACGCUUCCAGGUUACAAGCAUCCGUUAGAUCCACUCACACCCGAUGAGAUCGUUGCGGUCUCAUUGACCGUUCGCAAAUAUGCCGCAGCAAAUACACCGAUCAAGGCAAUUCGGUUCAUAACGAAUUAUCUCCUACCGCCUCCGAAGAAGGACGUCCUUGCGUACUUGGGGAUCCCUCUGAGUACUGGCGCGAAGCCGGAAAAGGCUUCAGAGAUUGUCCGAAAGGCUGAAGUGGACUUCAUUGACGUUGUUACUGGAGACUCCUAUAACACUAUCCUGUCUUUGAAAGACGGCGCCUGGGAAGUCGAUACUCUGGAGAGGCUUCCUACCGGCGUCCAACCUCAGAUUAGCGUGGAGGAAUUGCUCAUUUGUGAAGAUAUCAUUCGUGCUGACGAGCGAGUCCAAAAACUCGCUAAGGAUGUUGGUGUGGAACCGCAUCAGUUACGUGCAGAUGGGUGGGCCAUUGGAUAUGAUGGUCGUUUCCCUAAGAAGCAGAGAAUUCAACAGGCACUAAUGUUUGCCUGCUUUGGAGAGCACGAUAACUUAUAUGGUCAUCCUAUGGACUUCAUCCCUGUCAUCGACUCUUUGACCCAGAAGGUCAUCCAUAUCGACUUCCCGGCGCAUUAUACAUCGACAGACGCUUCAGGAUCCCCGACUAUACUCAACUUCUCUGAUGCCGGGAAAGACGCCACCCUCAACGGUAGCUCUACAGUACCUCCUCCGUUGUCAGAUUCCCUGGACGCGAAUAGACCCCGCAUUCCUCCCCCGAGGGCGCCUCAAGACUACCUGCCUGACAUGUUACAGAAGAACCUUGGUUCAAAGUUCAAGUUAAGAGAUGAUAUCAAGCCAUUGCAUGUCAUUCAACCCGAGGGUGUUAGCUUCAAGGUUAACGGAAAUGAGCUGGAAUGGCAGAAGUGGAAGAUGCACAUUGCUUUCCAUCAUAGAGAGGGCAUAGUCCUCUCCACAGUGACUUACAACGAUGAUGGUGUCAUUAGGCCCAUCUUCUAUCGUUUGUCCUUGGCGGAGAUGGUUGUGCCCUACGGAGCUCCUGAACAUCCGCACCCUCGAAAACAUGCCUUUGAUGCCGGUGAAUAUGGGAUGGGUACGAUGGCGAAUGAAUUGUCCCUCGGGUGUGAUUGCCUCGGUCAAAUCCACUACAUGCCAGGAGCAUUCGUCAAACACGACGGGACGGCGUUCAUUAUCAAGAACGUCAUCUGCAUCCAUGAAGAGGAUCACGCUCUCUUGUGGAAACAUACCGACUUCCGUGUUGGAGGUCGCACGCACGCCGUACGAUCACGCCGACUCGUCGUCAGCAUGAUAUGCACCUUGGCCAAUUACGAGUACAUCUUCUACUAUUACUUCUACCAGGAUGGGAAUGUUGAACUCGAGAUUCGAUUGACGGGUAUGCUUCAAGUUUAUGUCAAGGGGGAUAACGAGCCGAAUCCUUUCGGUACUACCGUUGCACCCGGGCUCAACGCGCAAUAUCACCAGCAUCUCUUCUCUCUUCGCCUUGACCCCAUGGUUGACGGCCUGCAAAACACAGUUGUGGAGACGGACGUUCUUCCAUUGAACGCACCCACCGGCUCUGCAUUGAACUUCGCGGGCAAUGGUUUCUUCACGAAGGAAACUCCGAUUACGAAUCAAAAGGAUGGUGCGCGAGACUACGAUUUGGAGAAAGAUAGACGAUGGAUUAUCACGAAUCCUGGUCACAAGCAUCCUGCUUCGCAGAAGAACGUGGGCUACGCCAUUGGAAUGAAGGGCGGCAUAUGCCGAAUGCUUGCUAAGGAUGACAGUUGGGUAGCAAAGCGAGCGGGCUUCACGAAGAAACCUUUAUGGGUCGUAAAGGAUAAGGAAGGACCGAAGGGUUCGCGACUGUAUCCUUCCGGGAAGUACGUCCCGGGUACAAGGGGAGAGGAGACGGAGGACUUCAUCACGUCUUGGGUGCAAGGCGAUGAGAGUCUUGUCGAUGAAGACAUUGUACUAUUCCUGACCUUGGGUAUCACGCACAUCCCCCGACCGGAAGAUUGGCCAGUCAUGCCGGCAGAAUCGCUUAACGUCCAUUUCCGCCCUGUUCACUUCUUCACAGCGAACCCCUGCUUGGAUGUACCCCGUGCUAAUGACAGCCACAGCGUCCCUGCGUUCCCCGAUGGUCAGUCCAACGCGUGUUCCUGCAAUUAAGCCACAAUUCGGGAGAAAGUCUCCUUGCAUCGUAUUAUACUAUGAGCGUGAAAGUGCACCCAUAUCAGCAGAAUAUUUGUAUAGUAGCACGUCAGUGUUAGGACAUAUGGCUAUCGUGAAGCCUCCGUGACCAUCCUAACUGUGGUCAUAUGUUCGUUUAGCACGCUGCCAGCAUAUUUUCGUGUAUCCCCGGUGAGUCGGUAAAGAGAUACGAUGCUCAAAGAAUGAAUUCCAAAUAUCCGCAG